Messenger RNA from Pongo pygmaeus (Bornean orangutan), 2818 nucleotides. It is a transcript of the gene ANKRD46, whose product is annotated as ankyrin repeat domain 46. The record is from RefSeq and is a predicted model, not a curated record. Lineage: Eukaryota; Metazoa; Chordata; Mammalia; Primates; Hominidae. The transcript is spliced from 5 exons. Gene Ontology annotation, molecular function: protein binding. Bases 349 to 1035 code for a protein of 228 amino acids.
GGGAAGCUGCUGCUGUUGGUGCUGCUCGUUCGAGUCGCAGGUACCUGGCCUGGGGCCCGUGGGCAGCGCCUGGGCUAGAGCCAGUUGAUACCACUUGCACCGUCCCUGUAGCACUGGAGGUCCAGUAGGCUUUGCCGGGGCCCUGAGGGGCGAGGGUGCCCGGGCUUCCCGUACCUUCCGCGGCGACUGGAGGGAGCCAGGCCGAGGAAGCGACCGCGGAUCCUUGCCAGCACAUUACGGAAUAUUUUUGUUGAACCUUCUUGAGAAUUCAGAGAAACUGCUGAGAGACCACUGAACGAAAGAUCUAAUCUUAAGGCUUACGCGUGUUCCAUCCGCCACAUCAGAACAAUGUCGUAUGUUUUUGUAAAUGAUUCUUCUCAGACUAACGUGCCCUUGCUACAAGCCUGUAUUGAUGGGGACUUUAAUUAUUCUAAGCGGCUUUUGGAAAGUGGCUUUGACCCAAAUAUUCGUGACAGCAGGGGCAGAACAGGGCUUCACCUUGCAGCAGCUCGAGGGAAUGUCGACAUCUGCCAGUUACUGCAUAAAUUCGGUGCCGAUCUUCUGGCCACAGAUUAUCAAGGAAACACAGCUCUUCACCUCUGUGGCCACGUGGAUACUAUCCAAUUUUUGGUUUCCAAUGGACUCAAAAUUGAUAUUUGCAAUCAUCAAGGUGCUACCCCUUUAGUUCUGGCAAAGCGCAGAGGAGUAAAUAAAGAUGUCAUCCGAUUGCUGGAAUCUUUGGAAGAACAGGAGGUGAAAGGAUUUAACAGAGGAACCCACUCAAAACUGGAGACCAUGCAGACAGCUGAGAGUGAAAGUGCCAUGGAAAGCCAUUCACUCCUCAAUCCCAACCUGCAGCAAGGUGAAGGAGUCCUUUCCAGCUUCCGAACCACAUGGCAGGAGUUUGUGGAGGAUCUGGGCUUCUGGAGAGUAUUGCUCUUGAUCUUCGUCAUUGCUUUGCUGUCUCUUGGCAUUGCCUAUUAUGUGAGUGGGGUGCUACCCUUCGUGGAAAACCAGCCUGAACUGGUGCAUUAAAGGAGCUCAUGGAAGAUGAGGCAAUUAAUUGCCUGUUUCCUGGCUUCCAAUGUUUGUUCUCAGUUUCUCAGAAUUUUUCUUAGUGCAAAGCAGUGAGGGCGGUACAUGUUUCUUUUUGCAUUUUUAAUUAUUGUAAUCCUUUUAGAUAACCAUGUGUUCAUUUGAACUAACUACAUACUAUGAUCAAGUAUAUUGCAUCCUAACGCUACCUCUGACUCAACUUGACUUUGUAGGAAAACCUACAUGUAGCCUUGUUUGAUAAAAACACAGAAGUGACUAGAGAAUGGAAGAUAAAGGAAGAAGCUAGGAAGUCCUUGCUAUCAAAACCUUAUCCUAAUAUAGGACCAAUUGAAGUAUUCAAAAAGAAAAACAGUAUCUUAUAUGAUUAGUUUUUGUUGGUUGUUUUGUUUUCAUUUAUUUUUGCAAGAGCCACUUUUUAUUUACUUUCUCUAGGGAUAAGAGAUAAAACUUGAAGUACUUUUUUCAAAUCUUGUGUGCAAAUUAGUAUUGUUAGCAUCUAUUCAGCUUAUUUUAGUAUUUUUAAGUCUAGUCACAAACCAAACAAAACUUUUGAAAAUGAGCUAUAUUUUGUUCAAAGAUGAUUGAUUUGAUCUUAUAUUUGUUUGUUUUUAGGAUAAUUUUUGAUCUUUUUGUAAACUGCUUUGCUUGUUAAUAUCUGUGAAAAAUAAAUGAGUUCAUUUUGUUCACUUUCCAACUUUCCCUAGUAUCCUAGUCAUCAGAGAUAACAGUUCAUCAGAAUUACAGUCAGAAAAUCCUUUUUCUACUGAAUAGUUAGCAGGGAAAAAUAAUUCUGAUAUUUAACUGUCAUAAUUCUGUAGUGCUAUUAUAGUGAAAAACUCAGUUCUAUAAGCUAGCUGUGUUGUCACAGUUUUAUCAUAGUUCAUAAUUAUUUCAUGUGCAAUCCUAUUUAGAGGCCCUGUUAGACUUUUAACAAUCCCAUCCAUAUCUGUAAUUCUCUGAUGGCAAGAAUGGAUGGAGCAUUUCUGAGUUAACAGUGCUGAACAGUAUCAUACUGGGUGUCAUAAACUCUUUUUGAAUGGUAAUAUUAUGUAAAUUGAAAUCUGGCCCUCAAACUAUAUUGCAGCUUUCAGCAGUAUGUUUGAAGGCCUCUUUUGUUAACGAUUCUGUAAUGUAUGAAUUAUGUUCUUGAGUUAUUAAAAAAGAAUAUGAAGGCUUGAUAAUUAUUCAUUGGGUAAAGUCAGGAAAUUGUAGUGAAAGAACUAAUGGUUUUGUUUUUGGAAUAAAGGCACCUAAGCUAUUGCUAAUUGAAUUGCUGCUAGAAUUAGAAAUUAUGCUUUAGAAUAGAAUUGGUAUUUCUGUGAUUCUUUUUGCUUCUUGGUAUUUUCUCUUGUAUCUAUGUAUCUAGUAUUGAGGCUUGCUCUUUCAUGUGGCUUUAUCCUCUCUUUAAUAGCUGUUGUAAAAUUCCUGAGUAACUGGCUGCUUCAGGAUCAGCUUGCAGAGUCUUGCUUUUAGGUUAGAUACAAACAAAGUAAAUCAUAGUUGGUGUAAAUACAGCAAAAAACAGCUGACUUUAGAAUGGAGAACACUACAAUUCAAAUUUGAAGUACAUUCAGAAGAAAACUUUGGAAUUAGCUUUACAUUUGUUUGUAAAUCUAAACAAAUAUGCAAAAUUGGUCAAAAUGUAAGUAUAUAGCAUUUUUAAAGAUUAAUGGUUCCUUUUAUGUGCUGAUUUCUUUGUAUUCUGUUCUCUGCAUUCAUCAUUCAGGAAUACCACCAAUAAAUGUAUUUAUAUAUCCCUUAA